This is a messenger RNA of Cyprinodon tularosa, 8269 nucleotides long. RefSeq names its product WNK lysine deficient protein kinase 2 (gene wnk2). NCBI's taxonomy places the organism in Eukaryota, Metazoa, Chordata, Actinopteri, Cyprinodontiformes, Cyprinodontidae. Gene Ontology annotation, biological process: negative regulation of sodium ion transport; intracellular signal transduction; protein phosphorylation. The transcript is spliced from 27 exons. Gene Ontology annotation, cellular component: cytoplasm; cytosol. Gene Ontology annotation, molecular function: protein serine/threonine kinase activity; ATP binding; potassium channel inhibitor activity. Bases 800 to 7291 code for a protein of 2163 amino acids. The record is from RefSeq and is a predicted model, not a curated record.
UGGAGCGGUCCAUGCGGACUGUCUCAGGAAGGGUGCUGCCCAAAGCGUGCCGAGUUAUUGGAUACGCGUUGUUGCUAGGGGCGUGGGUUGCGUUGUGCCACUGAUUCUUUUCCAAACCCCCAAAGAAAGGAAACGAUAAAGGGGGAGGAACCUGGAAACGCAGGGCUGGCAUCAUCCAGAGAUGCGCCGACAGCUGUCUGAUCCGACCUAUGCCGCAGUGAGCAUAAUCUGAUAAGCGCUUCUGUCCAAACCUGACUCUGCUGCAGGACGGAACUGAGUGAAGACUGAAAGUGAGUGCGCACAGAUUUAAUGAAAAACGAUGCUCAGCAAUCACUUGUCGGAGCUGAAUCACGCCAGCUGCUGAUUCCUCUGAGUCAGGCUGAGGAAAGGGAGGACUGACCGCUGCGCACUUUCUCUGUCCCAUGAUGAGGAGCGGCUGGUGCGCGGCACAGAUUCCCCAUCCCGGCCUGUAGGCCGCAGAGGAUUUAUCUGACCGACACAUUUUGGUUUAAUGCGAUGUGGAUGAAACUCAUUCAGUAAACUCCGACUGGCGAUGACAUCAGACUGAAGUAUUGCAGUGGGACGUUACGGGGCAGCGUGGGGUGGCGUAUGGAAAUGCCUGCGUGCUCGGAGCUCAACGUUUUAAGGGGAACCAGCCACGUCCUAAACAUUCAUGAAAUCCAAGGCAUCGGGCCAUUCAUCCUAAGCUGAGCUGGCGAACUGCGUCAUUAGAAGUGCAGGUCGGCUGCAGACUCACCAGCAUGCUGCUGCAGCCAUCCCUGCACCAUGUCGCCGGUAAAUGUCUGACAUUCUAACAGGGAUGAAUUCAGCUGACAUUUCCGGCAAAGAUCCGCCUCUAGGAUCCACGUUUUCAUCAGCUCCUAACCUGGACUCGGAUAUUAACGCUAACGCCUGCAGGCAUGCGUGUGAGAAUGGGAUGGACCACAAUGUCAACAUCCAGAGCGCAGCGCUCCGCGGGGCCAGUGACCCCAGCUCCUACCCAUCCACAGAGUACCAGGGGCUGGUGCGCCGCAGGUUUAUCCGCCGAAACCUGUGGGUGUCGGACAACGAUGAGCACCCCCUGGACACUUCCGAGCUCGUCAGCAACAGUCCGGUUCUCAGCAUCGACCUGCGGACUAUAGUUGACAGGAGUAGGACCCGGGCUCUGCUUCCAGAGACCUCCAACACAGAAACACAGGUGGGCCUGAAGGACGGCGCUACGGAAAGAGUGAGCGCAGAUGAGGAGCGCAGAGACAGAGCUGAGAUGGGGCCCAAGGCGGAUGUGGGGCCAUCGGAUGUUACAGGUAAAGCAGGGAGCGAUGAGAACGAAGAGGAGCCUGGGAUGAAGGCUGUGUCCACCUCACCCGGUGGGCGCUUUCUGAAGUUCGACAUUGAGCUGGGCAGAGGGUCCUUCAAGACCGUCUACAAGGGUCUGGACACGGACACCUGGGUGGAGGUGGCCUGGUGUGAACUGCAGGAAAGGAAACUAUCCAAAGUGGAGAGGCAGCGGUUCAAAGAGGAGGCAGAGAUGCUAAAGGCAUUGCAGCAUCCCAACAUUGUGCGAUUCUAUGAUUUCUGGGAAUCACCAUUAAAAGGGAAGAAGUGCAUCGUUCUUGUGACAGAGCUAAUGACCUCAGGGACACUGAAGACGUAUCUAAAGCGCUUCAAGGUUAUGAAGCCCAAAGUUUUGAGGAGGUGGUGUCGGCAAAUUCUGAAAGGCCUCCAUUUCCUGCACACAAGGACUCCUCCCAUCAUCCACAGAGACCUCAAAUGUGACAACAUCUUCAUCACUGGUCCAACUGGCUCUGUCAAAAUAGGAGACCUUGGACUAGCAACCCUAAAGAGGGCCUCUUUUGCCAAAAGUGUUAUUGGUACUCCAGAGUUUAUGGCUCCAGAGAUGUAUGAGGAACACUAUGAUGAGGCUGUGGAUGUUUAUGCUUUUGGAAUGUGUAUGCUGGAGAUGGCCACCUCGGAGUAUCCUUACUCUGAAUGUCAGAAUGCUGCCCAGAUCUACCGCAAAGUCACAAGUGGAGUGAAACCUGCCAGCUACGGCAAAGUCAGUGACCCAGAAAUUAAAGAAAUCAUUGGCGAGUGUAUCUGCCACAGAUGGGAGGAAAGGUACUCCAUCAAGGACCUCCUGAAUCAUGCCUAUUUUGCAGAAGACACAGGAGUAAGGGUUGAGCUAAAUGAGGAGGAUGAUGGACAAAAAUGUACCAUUGCAUUAAAGCUGUGGGUUGAAGACCCUAAAAAACUGAAGGGGAAAUAUAAGGAUACUGGUGCCAUUGAGUUUACUUUCGACUUGGAGAAUGAAGUUCCGGAAGUGGUUGCUCAAGAAAUGGUGGAGUCAGGAUUUUUCUUGGAAUGUGAUGUAAAGAUAGUUGGGAAGUCUAUCAGAGACCGUGUGGCUCUAAUAAAAUGGAGAAGGGCAAGGACUGGUUCACCAAAUGGAAACAGUGAAGUGAAGAAGCUACAGCAGAACCUCCUGCAGGUCCCUGGUACUCGUCCACCUGAGGAGACCAUAUUUACCACUGCAGAUUAUGAGGACCAAGAAACUCUGAUCUGCACUGUUCCUGUCAUCACAUCUGCCACAUCUGAUAGCGGAGUGAGCUCCAAUAUGCAAUUAGAUGAUUUAGGCAAUCAGCAGAAUGGCCUCUACCAGUCGCUUCCAGAAUCCAUUUCUAGUGCACAGACCCUCUACAGUCCCCCUUCUCAAGUUGACUCCCAGCUGCACCCAGGACCCUACCAGCAAUCUGCAGGACAGGCCACUAAUGAAAACAACAAACAAACCACCACCCAGCUACACCAGGGAGCCUACCCACAGCAACCUACUGCAGGUCAGCAGCAGCCUGGGCCCUUCCGACAGCAAGCAACGCAACUGCACCAGGGGCAUUGUCAGUGUCAAACGACAGUCUCCGCACCAGCUACACCAGUUCCCCCUGUGCAGCAGAGCAGACAGACAUCACAGAGUUUUCCAGCCGCAGCCCCACAGGCACAACUUUCUGUCCAGUGCAACCAGGAGCAGUGUCAUCUCCAACCAGCUGCCGUCCCAUCUCAGUUGUUUUCUGCUGAGCCGCCUUCAUCACAUCUGAGUCCUCCUGAUACCUCUGGCACUUUUCCACUCUGCAGCGCUCCUCCCCCUCUCCUGCCCCUGCCCAUCAGCACUCAGGUGACUGCUACCCAUGGUACUCUGAGAGAUGUUUGGCCUUCAGAAACAACACCCCCCAUCUUCACUUCUGAACAGACUCCAAUCUGGGGAGGUAGAAUUGAUCAAGAAUCUGAAACUUCUCCAGUUCAAGCUCCCACCUCAAUAUCCAUCUCAACUGUUGUUCAUUUUGAUGCUAAAGCUCCUGUGAGAACUUCAGCUCCAGGCCCGGGGUCAGCUCAGGCUGCUACUGCACCUCAGACUCUAACACAAGCUCAGAAAUCCAUGCAAACUAUGGCCUCAGCACAGUUUCAAGCACCAGUAUCAGCUUCCAGUUUCACUGUAGAGCUCACAAUGGUCUCUUGUGUGAGCUCAGGUGCACAACAAAUCACCCAAGGCUUGGUAGCAGACCCAGCUCCUGUCACUCUAUCUGCAGCUCAAGCUACAGCACCUGCUGUAGCUGCCAGUCUACAGCCUGCUGGCAUCGACACAACAGUCCCAGUGUCAGAGAGUGCCAGUCAGAAUAUAGAGACAUCAUCUGUUCCCUUUCGGCAGGAGACCUAUGUAGAGGAUGUUCAUCAGGAGAGAGUUUUAUCACUAUCCAGUUACACCUAUGACAGUCUUAACUCUGAUGUAGCGUCAGGAAGGGAAACAAGUGAUGGCUAUGAAAGCUUAGCAACUGGGAGCAAAGGGGACGUAAAACCCAGGAAACAUCACCGCAAGUCUGCUCGCACACGUUCUAGGCAAGAAAGGACCAGCAAACCCAAACUGAGCAUGCUCAAUGUCUGCAACUCUGGUGAUAAAAUGGUUGAAUGUCAGCUGGAGACUCACAACCACAAAAUGGUAACAUUUAAGUUUGACCUGGAUGGAGAUGCUCCAGAAGAAAUUGCCACCUACAUGGUGGAGAACGGCUUUAUCUUGCCAUUAGAGAAAGAGAUCUUCAUUGAUCAAUUAAAGGACAUUGUGGACAAAGCAGGAGACAUGUUGCAUGAAGACAUGGGGGAUGAAAAAGAUGCUACUUUGAGCUGCAGUCCUCCACAGAACCAGAUGUCUGAGGUAGGGGAGAGUCAGCAGCCUGGGGCGCCGCAGCCGGUAUAUCAGCAGAAUGUUCUUCAUACAGGAAAGAGGUGGUUUAUCAUCUGCCCUGUGGAGGAGACUCCAUCCUGCAUUCAGGAGACUCCAUCUGAUGGGACAGCAAUGCAGUCACCUGGGACCUCAGCCAACACCCAGCCUGCUGACAGCACCACUGCAAGGCCCUCCACAUCCAGAGAAGAGGGUUCAUCCUCCACCAUGUCUGGUGGAAGUGGAGGGUUCACUCAUGAACUUUAUGGUUUCUACAGUCCUCCAAUAACAUCAAACACAGACCCCCUCCUUUUGGAAACCCUGUCUCCUCCGGUAUCUGCACCCCCAGCUCUUCAAUCAGUGUCUGCAAUAGAGCCUGCCGGUAGCUCUCUGCAGCCUAGCCUGCCUGUGCCCAACCCAGCCAGAGCUCAGACGUUUCCCCCUUCAUUACCCCAUACUUCGUACCAAGUGGAGGAUUCACAGGGAUCUCCUCUUGGAGCUCCCUCCCCUUCCCACGAGACUCAGAAGGUCCUUGAUUUGACCCAUUCAGUAUCAAUGGCUGAUGAGGUGCCCUGCUGUCCCCUUGUUAUGCCUCUGUCUUUAGAUGUGAACCCUCAGCAGAGCAGGUCACCUCUGACCCCUCUCCCCCUCCAGGAGCUGAGUGCCAACAAAGAACCGACCUCUGUCUCCUAUGCUCCAGCAACAUGCAGCGACCUGCCACAGCAGCCCGUGGUUCUCCACCAGCCCUUUUCUGCUGUGGGAGGUUCAAAGGUGUCCUCCCUCCCCCAGAGCCCAGCACCAUCCCAACAUGCUGCUGGGCCAAGCGAGUCUGACGGUGAAGGACGGGUUGGUCGAGGAGGUUUUGUUGAUAGCACUAUUAAAACUUUGGAUGAAAAACUGAGGAACCUGCUCUACCAGGAAUAUGCUCCCAUGUAUCCUUCAGGCAGUGCUGCAGAGACACCGGGAUCAGGGACAGAGUACAUUCAGUUUCCUCCUGGCCCGGAUAGCGCUACGGGAGGGUCUGGAAACAGCACCCCAGGGCCAAUAGGGGAGGGACGCUACAGGGCAGGGGAACAACUGCCUCAAAUUCCUGAGAGAAUGGACAGUCUGAGCACUCUGAGUGACUCAGCUGUUAGUGCUUCAUUGUCAAGAAGACACGUUCCUCACUCUUUGUCUUGCACUGGAACUCGGGGUCGAUUUAAGAUCAUCUCUGUUCCUCCUGAAGUGGCCAACAGAAGAGAUGUGAAGCAGAGGAGCUGGAGCAGCGCUGCAUCCCCUGCACACCCUGGUGGAUACAGUGGAGACCAGGUUCAAGCUGAAGCCUUGGCUACCUCCACCACCAUCGGACGUUUCUCUGUGGUGAGCACAGAAGAUGAGAUCACUCAGCGAACACGCUGCAGCCGCUACUCUGCACCGCCUGAUUUCUACCUGGACACUCCUCCUCCCAUGGGUAAGAGCAAGUCCCCUGGCUUAGAAUCUGGCCUCAAAUUCUGUCCAUGUGGAUUUCACAGCCCCUACUCCCUUCUUUUUACAGAUUCAGGGGCAGAGAGCAGUCCUGCCAAGCUGGCCCCUGCUGCUGGAUCCCAGCAGCCUCGCUCUGAGCGCAGAGGAAGUGACCUAAUGAAAAGGGCAGUGGCCUUUCUCCGUCGCACUGGCCGCAGCAGCAGUGUGCAGAGCUCUGACUCACCGAGCAGACAUGGAGGUGUACCCGGCUCCGCCUAUGCUAGCAGCGACAAUGACUCAGAGAUGGAGGACUCAGACAUAAAGAGGGAACUACAGAGACUCAGGGAGAAACAUCUGCGGGAGAUCUCAGAGCUGCAAGCAUUUCAGCGAGGAGAGGUGGAGCUGCUAUAUCGCAGACUUGGUAAGGUUCCUCCACCUGGUCUAGGCCUCCUACAUGUUGCACCGCAUACAAGCCGCAGAAAGAGGUCCAGCAAACACAAGCUGAAGCCAGGAAAACUUCUCAGCCCUCUAGUUCAGCAAUUUAUGCAUGUCAAAACCAAAAGCAGUGACUCCUCUAAAUCUGGUGAGCCACUUUUUCUAAUUGAAAUGACUUCCAUAUUUUUAUUUCAGAUAAGGAUCAAUAUAACUCUUAUGGUUGUGCUUCCAGGUGUGGUUCCAGCUCCAACUGAACCAGCAGUGAGUUUAAACGGCUCGCCAGGUAAAAACUCCUUCCCAGCCCACGGCAGGCCACGGUCACGGACCAGCCAUCUACCUAGCUCAGCUUCAGAGCCUGUGCAGACUCAGCAGCCCUGCUCUCUGAAAGGCUCUCUGUCCUCUGACAACAUUUAUGCUGGACUACAUGGAGACGUGUCUGGCACACAAGCUCAACCAGCACAAGGCUGGUCUAAUCCCCCUCAACCACCUGAGAGAGUGACCUAUAAAUCCAGUAGCAAACCACGAGCUAGAUUUCUCAGUGGGCCUGUGUCUUUGUCUAUCUGGUCAACGCUGAAAAGGCUGUGUAUUGGCAAAGAGAGAGGCAACAGGUCUGGGGCCUCAGCAUCAGGAACUUUCAAUCAGUCACAGCAAAUGCAUAGCGCUACACCACCUCAUCAACAGCCUGUUGUUGGCUUGGCUCAAGCUCAGGCUAACAACAGCAAUAACAAAACAAGUACAUCUAUGAAUCCCAGUGAUAAUAACCUGCCUGAAGACCUCCAAGGUCUGAUGGACGACUGGGCACAGGAGGUUCUGAUUGUGACCCACCGGCCGUGUACGGACUCUCUGAAUGUCCGUGGGCAGCAGCCGUGCCCUCGGGUUGUGCCUCAAACACUUGAACUGCCACUUCAGGCUUCAAAUGCACCACCGUGGACGUUACCCAGUCCAGAGGCUUGCGCCAAAUCCUGGCCUGACAGCCCUGAGGCUACAGGGAUGACCAGCCCUCCCGCAGGACCCUUUCACACUUAUCAGCUACAUUCUCCUGCUGCAUUCACAGCCUUGCCCUCCCCUCUUUCCUUCAAUCAGUGGCCUGGGUUUUUCUUUCCGGUUUCCACAGGCGUUUUUGCCUUUCCUGCCAUGCCCUCCACCCACUCCAGCCCUGUUUCAUCCCCAUCUCAUCAGCUGACUGACCCCAAGGCAAAGACACUCUAAUCUGGGCAGCAUCGUGUCUUCCAACUCCGUUAUCAAAACCUUAACUUAUAAUACAGCUGCUGUAGUCAAUAUUAUGUGCAUAGAGUGUAUAUAUUUAACCAGCAUGUAUUUAAUAUGUAUAUACCCAUCUCUGCUCUUUAUAUGUAUUCCCUUUGUUUUAUUUGAGUCAUCAUACUUUAUGUUCAUUAUGUAGUUAAAAUUCUUCAAGUUUCAUUUAAGGACUUAAAUUAGCCAGAUCAGCCUUGAAGUGCAGAAAUCUGUCAUUGUUUAUUAAUGUACAUUCAUGUUCACAGAAUGUCCAUAAGGUAAUGUUCAUUCAUUUUGUACUUCAUGUAGUUGCUCAUUUCACCUCAUAUAUUUAUAUAUAGAAGCUGCCAUGUGUAUAUAUUAUUUUUUGUUUUAAUGUACAAUGCGUAUGUGUUUGUACAGUUAAGAAAAGGAUAAUAAUGGUUAGGUGUUGCAGCUGUGGAUAUUAGUGCUGCACCUUAUCAGCAACCAUUUUUGCCAUCACUGUGAAGACUUGACCUCCUGGUCAGUAGGACCUGUUGCUUUGCUCUGCUUUCUUAGCUAAGUAUACAGAGAUGCUUCAUUCUUCAUCAGUUAGAUACUUCCAGCACAAGCGCUUGUGUUAUUCUUAAAAAAAAAUGAAUGAGCUUGAACUUUAUCCUCAGGUGCAAAAACACCUGUGAGAGUGCCUUGAAUAGCAGUUGCCGUUUUCAGAAGACAAGAAUUUCAAUUUAAAGUGGAUAUUAGAAUUAAUCAAUUCCUUGCAAACAUUUCUGACCUUUGCUUCGUUCAGCUCUCCCACCAGAUCCCUAUAACAUUCACCCUGCGUUGCAGGUAGAACUUUUGAGUAACAUGUCAGAAGCAUAUAGUUUUUGCACGCUUCUUAAAAGCAUCUGCACAUAAUGGUCACCGACUUCAACUGGGUCCUUUCAGCAUAGACAAGCAUUAAACAAAGAUCCUUGCUUAAAUUCA